Messenger RNA from Symbiodinium sp. CCMP2592, 1629 nucleotides. NCBI's taxonomy places the organism in Eukaryota, Dinophyceae, Suessiales, Symbiodiniaceae. The record is from the annotation of a GenBank genome assembly.
AUGGAGCCUGACUGUGAGUUUUCAGUGGAUCCUUCUUCUGGCAACAAGAGGAAGGCUCCCAGGAUGUCGAGCCACAGCAGACCUGGCCCGAGCACGUUUGAUCAGAUUGCUGACUGGCCAGGACAGCUGCGUGACGACCUGACCCGUGGAAUGCCUGAGAGUUUCUUGGGUGCCCUGACUAGCAAGUUUGACAAGAUGAUUGUGUUGACGACCCAUUACUCCGGCAUGGGCUGCGCUGAGCUUGCACUGCUCAUGUUGGAGGCAGAGUUUCGGCGUCGUCCGGAAGGUCACGAGACGGAGAGUAAUGUCAUCCUAUACUCGGCUUGUGAGCAAGAUGCAACAACCCGUCAGAUGCUGCUUGGGCCAGGACAUCGUGACAGCCGUCUCGAGCCCCAGCAUGUCUUUGGUGACAUCAUCUCUAGAGUGCCCGUGGACAUCCUAGGCCACCUAAAAGAAGUAGAGCUUCAACACCUAGAGCAGGCGGCAGGGAUCGCUGCAAACCCCAGCCUUUCGAGGGAGGAGAAAGAAGAACACAAGAAUGACCUGGGAGAAAGGUUAUUGAACAGCUUCUUGUCUGUGCUUUCGCGAUGCAAGUUUGUGGCAAAGGAUUGGUGCUACAAGCACAAUGCAAUGUGCCCUUUGCUGCCCGCUAAGAAUGGAGCUCAUAUUGAACAAUUGAACAUGGAGAAGUUACUGGCAGCACAUGCUUCUCCUGAUUGGUUCAUUCAUGAGUGUGUGCAAUCUUUCGAUGCACAGAUGCUGGUGCAAACGGUGUCCCAGUAUCUGACGGCUUCGUUUGUGUUCUCUCCUACCUUGUUUGGUCUGCCAUCCAACAGGACCCGGCGCUUCACGUUCGGCAUCAAUGCAGCUCGCUGCUCAUGGCAGCAAGAUUUGCUAGACGAAGGCUUUGCCGAUGAUCCGUCCACCAUGACGACAGGGGCUGCUCAAACAUUGUUUUCCACUGUGUUUGGCAGGGAUAUCGUAGUUGGUUGCGAAGUGUACUUGGUGGCUUCGGACAAGGCGGUUGCAACGUGGGCACGUGGUGCUGUGUCAGACAAGGGGCUUGGUCAUCUAUGCGACUCAGACGUGGACAUGAAGUUGUGCCUGUCAGGUGCUCAAUUCCAACGCAUGGUUGCUUACAAGGACUUGCUGCGUGAGAAGAAGGUGGAGUGUGGCAGUUUCACGUCCUUUGUUGUCAAUCUGGAGCAGACAGCUGGAUUCCAACCAUGUGUGUCGCAUAUUGUCCCGGCCCUCUUGACGCAGUCCACUCUUUGUGUGCUGCGUGCCCAGUCUCCGGCAGGGGCUACAGGCAGCACCGUGCCAUCCGCAAGAAUGCGUUUGGUCUUACCGAUCGAGCACUUUGCAAUUUUGAGUUUCCCCAUGCCUGAGGCCUUUCGAGGAGCUGUGCGAUCGAGUGUCCCAGAGUCUGCGGCCAGGAAGUGGACGGACGCUUUCCCGUGGGAUGUUGCUUGGCUCCGGAGAGAGAUGGGUGACAAAGUGAUGCGACGGCUUACUGGCAAUGGCAUGAACCUGCAUGCUCUAGGAUCAGUGAUGGCCAUUCUCCUUGCGGGUUGCCAGCCUUCAAGUCGUGAGUCAACAACCAGCAGCUCAGGGUCAGGGUCAGAGUAG